AUUUUUAUUCAUUUCAUACCCUGCUAUCUUAAUGAGUGUCUGUAGAUCAUAUAUGUUUUGUUGCUGCUUUCAUUUUUUAAUUAAUGUUCAAGUCCGCGAAAAAAUAUCUGAUUGUGAGCGCGAAAAAGCGCGUGCGCUCAGGAGUAAGUAUUGCGGUACGACUGGUUGUCUAUUAUUCGGCGCUAUUGUAAGGAUAAUGUAGCAAAAAAUAUUGUAUUCAAUUCUAAAUGACCUAUAGACAUUUAUCAAUAAUUGAAAUUCACUUGAACGGGCUAUUAAUUUACUGUGGUUAACAGUUGCUGAGGUAGGUGAGGAAUUUUAGAAGUGUAAAAAUUGUGGUGGAUUCAAAGUCCCGCUGUUAGAAUCAGACAUGCUGUCGCACUUUGGGUCAAGAACAUGCUAAAAUUAAGUUUACUUCAUUAAGAGCAUCGGACUCAAUGAAUGAUCACCGAAAAUUCAUUAGAAUUAUUUUUUGUAUGAAUAUUCUACUUACGUAACAAUACUACGUGUAUUCAACUAUCAAAAUUCGGCUGCGUAUGAGAUUUUUAUUUUUGUUUUGAAUUAAGUAGUUGUUUACAUCAUGGCCACCCACAGUGCGCAGUCACCUGACAUACUUCUGACGUAUGACACAUACAAACUUAGACCCAACCUAUCCUUGGUAUGUUUACUGUUUUCUUUCUCAAUUGUGCACGUGCAAAUCGUUGUUUCUUUCAUUGUCAGUGGAAAUGAUUAAAACUCAAUACGCAAAAAGGCUAAUAAACUCAUUCAAGUCCUAAUAUCACAAUUGAUAUUACGUUUCAGUAGUAGAAUUUCAUGACAAAGUACGCUAUAUUGUUGACAGACUGCAGAGUAUGUUUCGAAGAAAAGGGAGAGGGGAAAGACAAUUUGACAACGUGGAUUACACACAACUCACCGAAACCGAUAAUGGUUUCGUAGAUGCACAAUUUUUAAGUCCACCUGUAAAAAUUCCAUGGAAGGCAAUUACUUUGGCAGCACUACUGUUCAUCGGAGGAACUGUUAUGCUUAUUGUAGGCAGCCUAAUAAUAAGUGGACACAUUGAUUCUAAGUACGCAGAUCGCAUGUGGCCAGUGAUAAUUCUGGGUAUUCUGAUGUUUAUCCCUGGGGCCUACCACGUUAGAGUAGCGAUUCUUGCCCACCGGAAAGUACCAGGCUACUCUUUUGACGACAUACCAGAGUUUGAUUAGCAAAUUUUUGUACAUAGCGUAAUAUACCAAAAUGUGCUUUUUACUAUUCUACAUGGAUAGUGCGAAACAAAUAAUAUACACAUUGGAAUCAUAUAUUAAUAGAA
Messenger RNA from Athalia rosae (coleseed sawfly), 1309 nucleotides. Its product is annotated as transmembrane protein 230. The transcript has 4 exons. The coding region runs from base 852 to 1205 and encodes 117 amino acids. The record is from RefSeq and is a predicted model, not a curated record. Lineage: Eukaryota; Metazoa; Arthropoda; Insecta; Hymenoptera; Athaliidae. Gene Ontology annotation, cellular component: endomembrane system.